Colletotrichum higginsianum IMI 349063 is the source of this 345-nucleotide messenger RNA. RefSeq names its product Shwachman-Bodian-Diamond syndrome protein. The transcript is spliced from 3 exons. Lineage: Eukaryota; Fungi; Ascomycota; Sordariomycetes; Glomerellales; Glomerellaceae. The record is from RefSeq and is a predicted model, not a curated record. The coding region runs from base 1 to 345 and encodes 114 amino acids.
AUGGUUCGCGGCGAGGCUCACCAGACCAAGGUCCACUACAAGGGUCAGGAGGACGACUUUAUCGUCUUCGUCGAGGAUGUUGAGCUGUUCAAGAAGUGGAAGACCGACAAGUCCGUCCCUCUGGCGCACUUCAUUUCAUCUUACAAGAUUUUCGUGACGCACAAGCAAGGCAACCAAGGCACCUUCGAUGCCGCCUCCAAGUCCACGUUGGAGAAUGAGUUCGGCACCAGUGUCGACGACAAGGUGAUUAUUCAAAUCCUAGAGAAGGGUGAGGCUCAGAAUGCCGAGUUCCCUGAACGUCAAGGAAACAAGAACGAUUCUCAAGGACCUAUGGUUGCCCACUAG